AUGCGUGAGAAGUGGGCGAAGCAGGCGGGAUCAUUUUGGCUGCGAGCCCUUGUCCCGCCUCCAAAAAUCAUGCUCCCGCCAAGCCGCCACAAAUCCUACGGCGCAAUGCGCCGUCCAUCUGGACUUGAGGUAGAUCGGCUCAUGCAGCACGCACUCCUCCACCUCUUUGCGCUCUCUUUCGCGCGAUGGGUGUUGGCCACCUUACACCUCCAAUGCGGACUUCGAGGAACUCCUGGAGCGCUUACUGUUCUCUUCCGCGCAAUGAGCGUCAACUUCUUGGAUGGCCAGAUGUUGAUCGGGGUCGGUGUUGCAGAAAGGUUGGGUCUCUGGGUGCGUGGAGGGCACGUCUAUGACCCGGCUCAGAUCCGAGCCGUGACCGUGCUGUUGGGUCCUGUUGGGUCAGAUGCCGAGACACCGCCGGAGAUGUUGCUGGCCAAGGGCAUGAUGGGCAUCAGCACCCAGAUGUGGACCAACGAGAUCCUCGUCCCUAAGAAGUGCGCCAAGCUGCAGAAGGCGUGGGGUCUGCAGGUUGCGAUGAUCAGUGACACUUCGCGGGGCUGCAAAGGUGCUUCUGCAACCUGGGUCAGCAGGAAAGAGGUGCUGCAGGAUGGGCAGGCAGUCAAACACGCCCCCACCAACAUGCGCUUCGGUACAAAAGCGUUGGGAGGAGCUUUUCUUCUGGUGGUUUUGUUUGUUGACUUGUGGACGGUGUGCAUUUUGAGCAUCCGCUUUGCCCAUGCCGGGCUGGUAAUUCACAUGUUGGCGCAUUUCAAGACGAAGAAACUGCGAGUGGCUAUGCACCUGCGGCGAGGGGACCUGCACAUCGGAACCAACCGAGGCAUGCCGGACGAGAUGUACCACAGGAUUAUGAACACCGUGCGGUCGAUCGCGGGCGACGAUGUUGAGAUCCACGUAUUCAGCUCGACCGAGAAGAACUACAAGCCUGCUUCCUUCAAGAGCUACCGCAACCGGGGUGCGGAAGUCCAUCUGGAUGGCAACGAGGUGGACGACUGGGCCCACAUGAUGCAGGCCGAUGUGCUUCUGCUGUCGCCGAGCAGCUUUGCCUGGGUGCCGGGGGUCUUCAAUCCGAACUGCGCCGCACUGCUUGCAAGCAAGGAGUCCUGGGCAUAG
Messenger RNA from Symbiodinium sp. CCMP2592, 1131 nucleotides. NCBI's taxonomy places the organism in Eukaryota, Dinophyceae, Suessiales, Symbiodiniaceae. The record is from the annotation of a GenBank genome assembly.